Messenger RNA from Hyposmocoma kahamanoa, 2833 nucleotides. It is a transcript of the gene spin, whose product is annotated as protein spinster. Gene Ontology annotation, cellular component: membrane. Bases 41 to 1495 code for a protein of 484 amino acids. NCBI's taxonomy places the organism in Eukaryota, Metazoa, Arthropoda, Insecta, Lepidoptera, Cosmopterigidae. The record is from RefSeq and is a predicted model, not a curated record. Gene Ontology annotation, biological process: transmembrane transport. The transcript has 10 exons. Gene Ontology annotation, molecular function: transmembrane transporter activity.
GGCUGUUUACUUAAGGGCGGGAAGUGCUGUGCUAUAAACGAUGGACCCAAGCAGUAUAACGCCAAACACAUCAAAUCAGCAGUUGGUGAUAAACAAUGACAAUGAUUCGGCGACGGCGUUACUGCAAGAGAAGCGGGCUAGGAGAGAAACUUUAAGGGACGUCUCACGUUCAGAAUACAUGACUAUCGCAGUACUUUGCUUCGUUAACCUUAUAAAUUAUAUGGACAGAUUCACCUUGGCUGGAGUGUUAGGUGACAUACAGGAUGAAUUCAAAAUCGGCGACGACUACGCAGGUCUGCUGCAGACCGUGUUUGUGAUCGCCUAUAUGAUAUUUGCUCCAACCUUUGGCUAUCUGGGAGAUAGGUAUUCUCGGCGGUACAUUAUGUCAUUUGGAGUCAGCCUCUGGUGUAUUACCACCUUGUGUGGCUCCUUCCUUCACAGCUUCGGAUGGUUCGCAUUUUUCCGAGGGCUUGUUGGUAUAGGCGAGGCAUCUUAUUCCACCAUCGCACCCACCAUCAUCAGCGAUUUGUUCGUUGGCAAUGUCCGAUCUAAGAUGCUCGCGUUGUUCUACUUCGCUAUACCCGUCGGCAGUGGUCUGGGAUAUAUAGUGGGCGCGUUGGCUAACGCAGCAGCUAACGACUGGCGUUGGGCACUUCGUGUGACGCCAGUAUUAGGCGCGGUUGCCGUGGCACUGAUUUUAUUCUUGAUGGAAGACCCACCGCGCGGCGCCGCGGAAGAGAGCCAUAUGAAACCGACAUCCUAUCGUCAAGACUUGGAAUCGCUUGUUCGAACUCCAUCGUUCAUGCUGUCAACUCUUGCGUUUACGUGUGUGGCCUUUGUGACUGGAGCUCUAGCGUGGUGGGGACCUCAGUUCAUCUACCUCGGCCUUACAUUAGGGCCAAACUCGAAUAUUACUAUCGGAAGCGUGUCGUACAAGUUCGGCCUGGUGGGCAUGUUCGCCGGCGCGCUCGGCGUGCCGCUGGGGUCGGCCCUGGCGCAGCGACUGCGCGCGCGCGUGCCUGACGCCGACCCCCUCAUCUGCGGCUUCGCGCUGCUCGCCUCCGCCCCCCUCGUCUUCUUCGCCCUCUCUGCCAUCAACGUCCACGUGGUCCUCACCUACGUCCUCAUAUUCUUGGGCAUGCUCACCGUCAACUUAACGUGGUCGAUUGUCGCCGACAUUAUACUGUACGUGGUGAUUCCACCGAGAAGAUCGACGGCAGAAGCGUUCCAGAUUUUACUAUCUCACAUGUUCGGGGAUGCUGGAAGUCCUUAUUUAAUUGGUGUGAUAUCUGAAGCCUUGAAAAAAGCAUUGUCAACCAACCACAACGAACAACCUACAGCAAGCGUUCAGUUCCGCUCGCUUCAGUAUGCGCUCUUUGUCACUUGCUUCGUGGAAAUUAUCGGCGCGGUAUUCUUCUUCCUGUCCGCUGUCUACAUAGUUAGAGAUAAACUCAAGGUCGAUCGAGCUAUCGCAGUUACUGCAAAAGUAGUUUAGCUCUAGAAGCCGAGGCUCAAGUUGCGGAACCUACACACAGCUCCGCUGAAGACGUGUCUGGAGCAUAGUGCUACGAAAUAAACUCCAUAGAUCUUUAUUUUAGCGGAUUUGAUCUGUGAGAGCUGCUGAGAAAGACUGAUGCAGUCCACUAAGAACAAAUUAGGAAUAAUUACAUGACUGUUGCCAUGAAACAGUUCCAAUGGCAGGGGACAAUGUAGUUAAUACUACCUGUAAAUAGGGUGUAUAGUAGAAGAAGUAGAAAUCGUAUGAUUUUGUUGCUUGUUUAAUGUCACUGUAAAAUGAAUUGUCGUGUCUAUUGUCCAUAGUGAUGUUUAGAUGUCACAAAAAUGACUGAACCAAUUAGCAAGAAGUAUUCCAGUAUCAUCGUUGACCAUCUCAUCUCGUCAAUUUUGUCUUUCUAAUUUACCUGUAGAGUAUAUAUGGAAAAACAAACUUUACAUUUUUCUUGCACAUGCUUGAUUUUUUUUGUGUAACUUGUUCUUAUCUUGUUCUAGUAUUUUGUCUUUUAUUAUUGCUUGUCAUUGGCACAAAAGGAGGUUCUCAUUCUCGCAACGUUCCAAUAUUAUGAAGUUGAAUAUCGUAUUGAUGGCGUACACUAUAAUGCAUGCCAUCGUGGUAAAAGGAUUUGCCGAUCGACGUAAGGUAGUCGCCAAUCGUUGCACAGGGUGCACAAGGAAUGGUACGUGGGAAGCUCCUUUCUGCACACCACAAGUUGAAGAUGACUAAUAAACCUUAAAAUCUAUGUACGGACAACGGCACAUCAGACUACACAUUUUUGUGCUAAAAUCGCCUCCAGGGCAACGUAACAAGAUACGUUAAUGUGUAGCUUGAUGUGCUGGCGUGUGUACCUUUAAUUAAAUAGAUAUUUUAUUGGGGACCUACUAGCGAGUUAAGAAGCCAGAACUCAUAUUUCUAUUAAUCAAGAUCUGAUAACACAAGAAAUUGACAUUUUACUCCAGCUAAUAAAAUAAUCGACUAUAAACCAAGUCGAUCUUCGAUAUAGCAUCAAUGGUCGUAUGUAUGAGAUCGAUUGAAUUAUAAGCAUUAAGAUUCAUGUUGUUACCUAACAAAUUAAGACGUACCUAAAUUCUCUUGUAAUUACUGGCUAUGAGUAACAUAAAUUACAAUAAUAGAUGGCUUCAAAACUUAAUUCCAAAAGUAAUUUUCAAUCCCAACUUUAUUUCUAUUUCAAUAAAUAAGUAAUUUCUGGGUUUGUUUCGAAAAUGUAAAUUCUUUGUAUUGUCCUGUAUAAAUGAUGUUGUGUAUAUUUGUGCAGUUUACCUUUUUCGGGUAGGCGUUGCCGACGCCACUGAUCGU